CCUCCCCUUCCGCACCGCCCAGAGGAGCCGGGGAAGGGCCGGACCCAGCCCGCCAGCCCCCUUCAACCAGGGGGUGACCCCCAUACAUCUUCCUGCCCCCUAUACAGCCCCUCCCCCAUCCCUGCCUGGCGUGCGAACCCCUAAGCCAGGGGGUGACCCCCCAUUCAUCUUCCUGCCCCCUAUACAGCCCCUCCCCCAUCCCCCCGGCGCGCGAACCCCUAAGCCAGGGGGUGACCCCCCAUACAUCUUCCUGCCCCCUAUACAGCCCCUGCCCCCAUCCCCCCGGCGCGCGAACCCCUAAGCCAGGGGGUGACCCCCAUACACCGGCCUGCCCCCUAUACAGCCCCUUCCCUCAUUGCCCCCCAGAGCACGAACCCCGAGCCAGGGGGUGACCCCCCCAUACACCUGCCUGCCCCCCAUAGAGCCCCACGUGAACCACGGGUGGCCCCCAGCCAGCCCCCCUCCGCCAGCCCCCUUGGCGUGCAAACCCCUGAACCGGGGGGUGACCUCCCAUACACCUGCGUGCUGCCAUACAGCCUCCCUGAGCACAAACCCCUGAGCCAGGGGGUGACCCCCCCAUACAGCCCCUCCCCAUACAGACUCCCAAGGUGCUCUCCCCCCCCCUACAGCCCACAACUGGCCAGCUCCCUCCCCUGGCCUGAGCACCCCCUGCCUCCGAGCUGCACCUGCGUGGGGCUGGAUGGUGCUGUAGCCCCCUACGAUGAGGAGAAGCCUGGCUCCCAGCCAGCUGGCUAAGAGGAAGCCAGGGGGCGAUGGCUCAGAGGAUGAUGAGGAUUGGCACCCCGAGGCGACACCGAAGAAGCAGAAACCUGGCAGUGAGAGCCAGAGCUGGGAAUGUUACAUGUCACCUUUCAGGAAACCCUUGGCCCAGUUGACCAAUCGACCUCACUGCCUUGAUAGCAGCAAACAUGAGGCAUUUAUCCGCAGCAUUUUGUCAAAACCCUUCAAAGUACCCAUUCCAAAUUAUCAAGGGUCGCUGGGCUUGAGGGCCCUGGGCAUCAAACGGACAGGGGUAAGGACUGCGCUCCAUGACCCUUUUGAAGAAGGGGCUCUGGUUCUUUAUGAGCCCCCGCCACUGGGCGCACAUGACCAGCUGAAAAUAGACAAGGACAAAGUGCCAGUCCAUGUUGUAGUGGACCCCGUUCUCAGUCGCGUUUUACGGCCUCAUCAGAGAGAAGGCGUGAAGUUUCUUUGGGAAUGUGUCACGAGCCGAAGGAUCCCUGGGAGCCAUGGCUGCAUAAUGGCUGACGAGAUGGGUCUGGGCAAGACCCUCCAAUGCAUCACUCUGAUGUGGACGCUGCUGCGUCAGAGCCCCGACGGCAAGCCUGAAAUCGACAAGGCUAUGGUGGUCUCUCCUUCCAGCCUGGUUAAAAACUGGUACAAUGAAGUCGGCAAAUGGCUCGGAGGAAGGAUUCAGCCACUGGCCAUUGAUGGAGGCUCCAAAGAUGAGAUAGACCGUAAACUAGCCGGCUUUAUGAACCAGCGCGGCUUGCGAGUGCCUUCCCCCAUCCUGAUCAUCUCCUACGAGACGUUCCGCCUUCACGCCGAAGUUCUCCAGAAGGGGAGUGUCGGGCUGGUCAUAUGUGACGAGGGCCAUAGGCUGAAGAACUCUGAAAACCAAACGUACCAGGCUCUGGACGGCUUAAACACCCCACGGCGAGUUCUCAUCUCAGGGACCCCCAUUCAGAAUGACCUGCUCGAAUACUUCAGCUUGGUGCACUUCGUUAACUCGGGCAUCCUAGGGACAGCACAGGAGUUUAAAAAGCAUUUUGAAAUCCCGAUUCUAAAAGGCAGAGAUGCAGAUGCAAGUGAAGUGGAGAGGCACAAAGGGGAGGAGCGUCUCAAAGAGCUGAUCAGCAUUGUGAACAGAUGUUUGAUCAGGAGAACUUCAGAUAUCCUGUCCAAGUACCUACCUGCGAAAAUCGAGCAGGUGGUUUGCUGCAGGCUUACACCUCUGCAGACUGAGCUGUACAAACACUUCCUGAAGCAGGCGAAGCCAGCCGAAGAGCUGAAGGAGGGGAAGAUCAGCGUGUCGUCUCUCUCCUCCAUCACGUCCCUGAAGAAGCUCUGUAACCACCCUGCCCUGAUCUACGAGAAGUGUGUGGAGGAGGAGGAAGGGUUUGCAGGAGCACUGGAAUUGUUCCCUGCUGGCUACAGUCCCAAGUCCCUGGAGCCCCAACUGUCAGGAAAGAUGCUGGUGUUGGACUACAUCCUGGCUGUGACUAGAAGCACUAGCAGUGACAAGGUAGUCCUGGUCUCCAAUUACACCCAAACUCUGGACCUCUUUGAGAAGCUCUGCAGGACUAGGAGGUAUUUAUAUGUCCGACUGGAUGGCACCAUGUCCAUUAAAAAGAGAGCAAAGAUCGUAGAGCGGUUUAACAGCCUCUCGAGCCCUGAGUUUGUCUUCAUGUUGAGCAGCAAAGCAGGUGGCUGUGGCUUGAACUUGAUUGGGGCAAACAGGCUCAUCAUGUUUGACCCGGAUUGGAAUCCGGCCAAUGACGAACAAGCCAUGGCUCGAGUGUGGCGAGACGGCCAGAAGAAGAUCUGCUACAUCUACAGGUUGCUCUCAACGGGGACAAUUGAGGAGAAGAUUUUCCAGCGUCAGACCCACAAGAAGGCACUCAGCAGCUGCGUGGUGGAUGAGGAGCAGGAUGUGGAGAGGCACUUCUCGCUAGGGGAGCUGAAGGAGCUGUUCAUAUUGAAUGAGACCACAGCCAGCGAUACCCAUGACAAGAUUAAGUGUCGCCGCUGUGUGAAUGGCCACCAGGUAAAGCCUCCUCCUGACGGUUCUGACUGCACCUCUGACCUCUCCCAGUGGAACCACUGUGCUGACAAGCGUGGGCUCCAGGACUCUGUGCUGAAGGCCACGUGGGAUGCUGCUGUCACCUUCACGUUCCAUCACCAUUCCCACGAGGAGCAGCGAGGGAUUCCCUGACAAUGCAUCUCUGAGGGUGGGGAUGAGGGAAGGCUCCUGUGGAAGUCAGUCAAGCCCGCUUCAAUCACUUUCAAAGCAGAGGUCUGAUAACAAUGCAGCCUGUGCUGUAUCUGGAUCCAGAACAGCAGGACAACGUUGUUCUGUUUUCUUCCACCAAGAAAUUGGUAGGUCUUGAAAACUGUUAAACUUGUGCUUGGGACAGCAGGAAGCACAAGGUAUUAUCCAUGCCACUCUUGUGUAUAUAGUGUGUACUGGAGAAACAGCUGUUUGGCUUGUGUAGUGAUGUGCUUCAGUUUAACCUAGGAUCUAUUGUAAUAGAUAGCAUCAGGGCAUAACCAGGUCUGCAUCUGUGAGAGCACAUGCAAGUUUGCAAUUUGUAUCAUCUUUUUAUUUACCUGAGUCCCAUUACAAACAAACAAGCUCCAUCUUCAGGUGCAGGUUAAUUCCUGGCUGCAGAUCUGGUUUUCCAUGUGCAACUACCACCUACACAAGAUUUUUUUCUCAGAGCCACAGUUUACAGGCUAGAUACUGAAUGCAUAGGCACUGAUGAGAUCUGGAAUUGGCUGGCAGGGUUGACCUAUAUUAUGUAGUAGACACCUCUGGGAAAUAUAAUUCAUCUCCAGAUCAAUCCAACUUAAGCCAUUUUUUAAAAUCUUGGUCUAAAUCACUUGUGCUUCUGGAUGGACCAAUCUGAGACAUCUCCAAAGAGCCUGAUUUUCAGAAAGUGCAUCAGUCAGGCCCCAUUAAAUUAACUCUUCACUUUAAAAUCUUGGCAGAAACAACUAAUUUGUGUUGGCAUCAUUUUUAGCAAGUUCAUCUUUUGACAAUGCAGUAAAAGAAUAGUCCCUAAUGUACCAAAACUUCUAAACUACAUUUUAUAAAAUAAAGUUGCUGAAGGACAAAAAACCUGUUCUGUUUAAAACAUUUUUAUAAAAUAAGUGUACGUAUUAAAUAAAUACACGUUAAGGAAAGCAGGGCCUAAGGACGGACUUCCCUCCAAGGGU
Gopherus evgoodei (Goodes thornscrub tortoise) is the source of this 3960-nucleotide messenger RNA. RefSeq names its product RAD54 like (gene RAD54L). The transcript has 18 exons. Gene Ontology annotation, cellular component: nucleus. Gene Ontology annotation, biological process: reciprocal meiotic recombination; double-strand break repair via synthesis-dependent strand annealing. Gene Ontology annotation, molecular function: ATP binding; ATP-dependent chromatin remodeler activity; DNA translocase activity. The coding region runs from base 722 to 2956 and encodes 744 amino acids. NCBI's taxonomy places the organism in Eukaryota, Metazoa, Chordata, Testudines, Testudinidae. The record is from RefSeq and is a predicted model, not a curated record.